This is a messenger RNA of Coregonus sp. 'balchen', 9160 nucleotides long. NCBI's taxonomy places the organism in Eukaryota, Metazoa, Chordata, Actinopteri, Salmoniformes, Salmonidae. The record is from the annotation of a GenBank genome assembly.
UACCCUAGAAUAAAAAUGGCGGAAACUGGUAAACGUGAAGUUGAUUUUGCGGACAGAAAUGAAACUGAUGCUGCAAAGGCCAAACGAUUAAAGAAUGAAGCGAAUAGUGACGAGGAAAAUCGCGAUCAAUCAGCAUCUGCAAAUCCUUUGUUCGGAUUUAAAACAACAACGGUUCUGCGGGACUCUGCACGGGAGAAAAAUAUGUUCAUACACGGAAAGGUGGCUAACGUUACAGUAUCUAGGUAUCUAGCUAGUUAGUCAAUGUUGGCUAGUAGCUAGCUAAACUAAAACGAAAGAGCUUAUAUAUGUUUAUAGGUGGUAACGUUAUAUAGCUGUAUCUUAUAUAGCUUGGAAAACUGUGGUUGCACCACACUUGCAGCCACUUAAACUGCAACUGUUAGUAGCUUGGUAGAAGUUCGCGUCGCAUAAUUCGUCUCGCUUGCCUGUUGUUAAUGUGAGCAGUCGGCACGUGUACGAAUCAGUUUAGCGAUAGCCGGCCGCGAGGUGUCGUUUGAGUAAAAGUGUUUCUAUUUGUAUCAUGCAUGUCCUGUCCAAGUAUAUGACAAUACAUGUAGUUAAAUGCUUAACCUUGUUAACGUUAGAUUGUCUAGCUAGCUAGUUAACAAGGUGGACAGUCAUUGAAUCUCAAACAACAAUGUAUUAUUUCCCUAAUUCCCUAUCAGUUGAACGACCAGGAGGCUGUCAUCAUUCUGGAGAAGACCCCUAUCAGGGAGGACACCCUGUUGGAGAUUUUCAAUGGCUCCAGACUGAAGUUGGACAUGAGGAAUGAUAUCUACAGCACAUAUCAACUCCAACCCCCUGCUCAUUUGAAUGGUAUGCCCCAGGAUACACAGGCUAGAACUGCCCCAAAAUGACAUGAACAUUUAUAUGAUGUGAAAAUGCGUGACUCCCUUGACAGAGAACACAGUAGGAACUACUAGUGCCACCUAGUAGCUAACAUGCCUAAAUCAGACUAGCACACUGUUCCCCAAUUUCAAUUUCCCUUACACAACUUCACACUGAUAUUUGCUGUGAAGUGUUUUGACUGGGUAAAAAUAGGGCAUAAUGAUAUGACACACACAAUUAGGCCCGGUUUCCCAGACACAGAUUAAGCCUAGUCCUGGACUAAAAGGCAUGCUCAGUGGAGAAUCUUCAUUGAAUAACUUUUUAUUCCAGGACUAGGCAUAAUCUGUGUCCCAGAAACCAACCCUUAAAGUGGUACUGACAGUGUUUUAACUACUUUGCAGAUAUCAAACAAAUACUCAUAUCAGUAAAAAUGAUAAAAUUUCCAGUUUAUGCUUCAAAACUAACUAGAGGUUUUAGAAAUAGGUUCUAUUGGACUCAACAUUCCAUGAUUUACAAUAAGGCAUUGUUGGCAGAAAAGAUGGCAGCAGUUCAAUGCAUGAAUAAUUAUAUUUCUUGAUAGUCCCAUUUUUUUUUAUUGCUGUCAGGUUGUAAAUCGCAGCUGGCCUGUUACAUUGUUUGCUGCCUCCACUCAUUCGGGAUACACUGUUUGUUUUAAUGACUAAUAUUUUGAACAAAAACAGACAACUGUAAUUAAGGCUGGGAAUGUCAAUACAAUCAAACUAGCAAGGGCAAUGAUCACGUCAGUCAUAACGUGGCUAAUAGGCUAGCGCAUGUGUCACACAAGGCCCGCGGGCAGACUAGGACAUUCAUGCUAGUAUAAUUGAGUCAACAGUUGAGUCAUAUACUUUAUGAAAUUACAGCCUGAUGCGCUCACAUCGGUGAAUUCAACUUCAAUUGCGCUGCUUUCGUGUGUCCAGUUUACAGCGCGCAGCGGAGGGAAAGUGUACAGACAACUGCCACAGUCCUAGCUAGGCUACUAACAUUUUGCAGUCUGGCUUUGGUUUUUAAAGCUUGACUAUGAAUAACCAAAAAAUAAAACCUGCAACAAAACACCAUGCAAAGGAGAAACAUGUAGGCCUAUUAAUAAAAUAAAAAGUACUAUUACAGCAACAUUUGAGCAGUAGAUUAGGCCGGCUACACAACUACAAUACAUUUUGAGUGCACCAUACAGCAAUGCUGCAUUCAACCACACCGGUGAUCCAUGCAGUGCAAAAAAAUGAACAAUAUGGUUUAACUUUAAAUGUUACGACAAACCUAUAGCUACGUUUUUGUUAUUUGAGAUAUGGCUUUUUCUUUGCAACUCUGCCUAGAAGGUCAGCAUCCCGGAGUCGCCUCUUCACUGUUGACGUUGAGACUGGUGUUUUGCGGGUACUAUUUAAUGAAGCUGCCAGUUGAGGACCUAUGAGGCGUCUGUUUCUCAAACUAGACACUAAUGUAUUUGUCCUCUUGCUCAGUUGUGCACCGGGGCCUCCAGCUCUUUCUAUUCUGGUUAGAGCCAGUUUGCGCUGUUCUGUGAAGGGAGUAGUACACAGCAUUUUACGAGAUCUUCAGUUUCUUGGCAAUUUCUUGCAUGGAAUAGCCUUCAUUUCUCAGAACAAGAAUAGACUGACAACUUUCAGAAGAAAGUUAUUUGUUUCUGGCUAUUUUGAGCCUGUAAUCAAACCAACAAUUGAUGAUGCUCCAGAUACUCAACUAGUCUCAAGAAGGCCAGUUUUAUUGCUUCUUUAAUCAGCACAACAGUUUUCAGCUGUGCUAACAUAAUUGCAAAAGGGAUUUCUAAUGAUCAAUUAGCCUUUUAAAAUGAUGAACUUGGAUUAGCAAACAUAACGUGCCAUUGGAACACCGGACUUAUGGUUGCUGAUAAUGGGCCUCUGUACGCUUAUGUAGACAUUCCAUAAAAAAUCGGCUGUUUCCAGCUACAAUAGCCAUUUACAACAUUAACACUGUCUACACUGUAUUUCUGAUCAAUUUGAUGGUAUUUUAAUGGACAAAAAAAUGAUUUUUCUUUCAAAAACAAGGACAUUUCGAAGUGACCCCAAACUUUUGAACGGUAGUGUACAUGUGGGUAGAGUUAAAGUGACUAUGCAUAAAUAAUAAACAGAGUAGCAGCAGUGUAAAAGAGGGGGUUGGGGUGGGCUAGGGGGGCAAUGCAAAUAGUCCGGGUAGCCAUGAUUAGCUGUUCAGGAGUCUUAUGGCUUGGGGGUAGAAGCUGUUAAGAAGCCUUUUGGACCUAGACUUGGCGCUCCGGUACCGCUGGCCGUGCGGUAGCAGAGGUAACAGUCUAUGACUAGGGUGGCUGUAGUCUUUGACAAUUUUGAGGGCCUUCCUCUGACACCGCCUGGUAUAGAGGUCCUGGAUGGCAGGAAGCUUGGCCCCAGUGAUGUACUGGGCCUUACGCACUACCCUCUGUAGUGCCUUGCGGUCGGAGGCCGAGCAGUUGCCAUACCAGGCGGUGAUGCAACCAGUCAGCAUGCUCUCGAUGGUGGAGCUGUAUAACUUUUUGAGUAUCUGAGGACCGAUGCCAAAUCUUUUCAGUCUCCCGAGGGGGAAUAGGCUUUGUCGUGCCCUCUUCACGACUGUCUUGGUGUGUUUGGACCAUUUUAUAUUUUGUUGGUGAUGUGGACACCAAAGAACUUGAAGCUCUCAACCUGUUCCACUACAGCCCCGUCGAUGAGAAUGGGGGCGUGCUCAGUCCUCUUUUUUCCCCCAGUAGUCCACAAUCAUCUCCUUUGUCUUGAUCACAUUGAGGAAGAGGUUGUUAUCCUGGCACCACACGGCCAGGUCUCUGACCUCCUCCAUAUAGGCUGUCUCAUCGUUGUCGGUGAUCAGGCCUAUCACUGUUGUGUCUUCGGCAAACUUAAUGAUGGUGUUGGAGUCGUGCCUGGCCACGCAGUCGUGGGUGAACAGGGAGUACAGGAGGGGACUGAGCACGCACCCCUGAGGGGCCCUCGUGUUGAGGAUCAGUGUGGCAGAUGUGUUGUUGCCUACCCUUACCAACUGGGGGCGGCCCGUCAGGAAGUCCAGGAUCCAGUUGCAGAGGGGUGUGUUUAGUCCCAGGGUCCUUAGCUUUGUGGGCACUAUGGUGUUGAACGCUGAGCUGUAGUCAAUGAACAGCGUUCUCAUAUACAGUGGGGAGAACAAGUAUUUGAUACACUGCCGAUUCUGCAGGUUUUCCUACUUACAAAGCAUGUAGAGGUCUGUAAUUUUUAUCAUAGGUACACUUCAACUGUGAGACGGAAUCUAAAACAAAAAUCCAGAAAAUCACAUUGUAUGAUUUUUAAGUAAUUAAUUUGCAUUUUAUUGCAUGACAUAAGUAUUUGAUACAUCAGAAAAGCAGAACUUAAUAUUUGAUACAGAAACCUUUGCUUGCAAUUACAGAGAUCAUACAUUUCCUGUAGGUCUUGACCAGGUUUGCACACGCUGCAGCAGGGAUUUUGGCCCACUCCUCCAUACAGACCUUUUUCAGAUCCUUCAGGUUUCGGGGCUGUCUCUGGGCAAUACGGACUUUCAGCUCCCUCCAAAUAUUUUCUAUUGGGUUCAGGUCUGGAGACUGGCUAGGCCACUCCAGGACCUUGAGAUGCUUCUUACGGAUCCACUCCUUAGUUGCCCUGGCUGUGUGUUUCGGGUCGUUGUCAUGCUGGAAGACCCAGCCACGACCCAUCUUCAAUGCUCUUACUGAGGGAAGGUGGUUGUUGGCCAAGAUCUCGCGAUACAUGGCCCCAUCCAUCCUCCCCUCAAUACGGUGCAGUCGUCCUGUCCCCUUUGCAGAAAAGCAUCCCCAAAGAAUGAUGUUUCCACCUCCAUGCUUCACGGUUGGGAUGGUGUUCUUGGGGUUGUACUCAUCCUUCUUCUUCCUCCAAACACGGCUAGUGGACCAAAAAGCUCUAUUUCUGUCUCAUCAGACCACAUGACCUUCUCCCAUUCCUCCUCUGGAUCAUCCAGAUGGUCAUUGGUAAACUUCAGACGGGCCUGGACAUGCGCUGGCUUGAGCAGGGGGACCUUGCGUGCGCUGUAGGAUUUUAAUCCAUGACGGCGUAGUGUGUUACUAAUGGUUUUCUUUGAGACUGUGGUCCCAGCUCUCUUCAGGUCAUUGACCAGGUCCUGCCGUGUAGUUCUGGGCUGAUCCCUCACCUUCCUCAUGAUCAUUGAUGCCCCACGAGGUGAGAUCUUGCAUGGAGCCCCAGACCGAGGGUGAUUGACCGUCAUCUUGAACUUCUUCCAUUUUCUAAUAAUUGCGCCAACAGUUGUUGCCUUCUCACCAAGCUGCUUGCCUAUUGUCCUGUAGCCCAGCCCAUCCCAGCCUUGUGUAGGUCUACAAUUUUAUCCCUGAUGUCCUUACACAGCUCUCUGGUCUUGGCCAUUGUGGAGAGGUUGGAGUCUGUUUGAUUGAGUGUGUGGACAGGUGUCUUUUAUACAGGUAACGAGUUCAAACAGGUGCAGUUAAUACAGGUAAUGAGUGGAGAACAGGAGGGCUUCUUAAAGAAAAACGAACAGGUCUGUGAGAGCCGGAAUUCUUACUGGUUGGUAGGUGAUCAAAUACUUAUGUCAUGCAAUAAAAUGCAAAUUAAUUACUUAAAAAUCAUACAAUGUGAUUUUCUGGAUUUUUGUUUUAGAUUCAGUCUCGCAGUUGAAGUGUUCCUAUGAUAAAAAUUACAGACCAUUACAUGCUUUGUAAGUAGGAAAACCUGCAAAAUCGGCAGUGUAUCAAAUACUUGUUCUACCCACUGUAGGUGUUUCUUUUGUCCAGGCGGGAAAUGGUAGUGUGGAGUGCAAUUUGAGAUUGUGUCAUCUGUGGAUCUGUUGGGGCGGUAUGUGAAUUGGAGUGGGUCUAGGGUUUCCGGGAUGAUGGUGUUGAUGUGAGCCAUGACCAGCCUUUCAAAGCACUUCAUGGCGACGGACGUGAGUGCUACGGGUCGGUAGUCAUUUAGGCAGGUUACCUUCGCUUUCUUGGGUACAGGGACUAUGGUGGUCUGCUUGGAACAUGUAGAUAUUACAGACUCGGUCAGGGAGAGGUUAAAAAUGUCUGUGAAGACACUUGCCAGUUGGUCCGUACAAGUCCUGGUAAUCCGUCUGGCCCCGCGGCCUUGGGAAUGUUGACCUGUUUAAAGGUCUUGCUCACAUCGGCUACGGAGAGCGUGAUCAAAGUCGUCCGGAACAGCUGGUGCUCUGAUGCAUGCUUCAGUGUUACUUGCCUUGAAGCGAGCAAAAAAGGCAUUUAGCUCAUCUGGUAGGCUCGCGUCACUGGGCAGCUCGAGGCUGGGUUUCCCUUUUGUAUCAGCAAAAAAUAUUUUGCCUAUUUAAUGUAACCCUUGCUGUUAAUAGAUCGCAAAGCGGCAUACAACUGACCUAAACGUUUUGAAAUGAUAAGUUCACUUUUGUAUCCAUAGCCUUAAAACGCAUCUCAAGUGCAAGUGCACUGUUUAUCUCACAUCUGAAGGCUGUGGGGUAUUUAGGACGUCUACUGCGAAUCUCUAAUAUAUCUUAAUGAUUAUUAUCACACUUCCUUGGUCGCAUGCAAUGCUUACAUGUUUCACGUAAAGAGAGCACGGGUUGUUGGAAUAUGCAACGUUUUUCCUAAACAAAUUAGGGAUUUCGGUAACAGAACUUUUCAAUAAGAAACUAAAUGGCUGAAAUUGUUGCAGCUUCAACAUGGACAGCACAAUAAACACUUGCUGUGGUGCCUUUUCGCUGCAGUAGAGAGCAGUGCGAGAAAACGUGUGCCAGUCACACUCGCUGUCAUUUUUUAAAAAGUGUGACCAUCGUGCUCUUUCUUGAAUCAUUUGUGUCUUUCAUUAUUUAAUCAAACAGCUUAAAGCAUCCUACAAGCUCAGUGCAUAUGUAGUUGGUUUUACUCAACCAAUCGAUUGGUUGAAAGAACAGGACCACUCUCGGUUGACCAAGAUUUGUUUUAGUCGGGGACAGCUGUAUAUUCAAUACAUUUCACCAAAUCAAGUAAUUCUGCAAUGGGAAGUGGCAUCAUUAUCACUUCAUAAUCCAAUUCAAAUCUCUGACUGAAAUCUGAUGUGGUGUUGAUCCUUGUCUUGUUCCUUGGUUCCAAAGAGAUCAAGACCACAGUGGUGUGUCCGGCCACAGAGAAGCAUGUGAAGAAAUACCUGCGCCAGGAGACCUACUUGGUGCAGGAGUCUGGGGAGGACUACCGCUCUAUCACCCUACCUUACAUUCAGAGUCAGAGCUUCAGUGUACAGGUAGCAUUUCAUUGCUUUCAAGGUGUAAUUAUUAGUCCCACAUUAUACCACUACACACACAGUCUCCCACUCCACAUCCGGAGACAUUGAUUGUCAACUCAGUAAAUGCACAGUUUUUACAGGGGAUCAUCCUCAAUCUGGGAUAACAAUACCAUCCAUAUAGAAGAGCCAGAUUGGGCAAUGCUCCACGGAUGCUGGAGAAGUCAUUAGUGCGGGCUUUCUUCCUCUGAUCUUAAAGGGUUAAAGUGAUACCACGGACAGGGGCGUACUUAGUGAUUUGGAGGCCCCACCCAUGUUUAUUUAACACAAUCAUGGCUACUGAACAAAGAGGUGUUUGGAGCCGGCUCUUUUAGGUGAACACAGCGGAAUCAAAAGGCUAACUGAAAAGACUUGAAAUGCCCUUCACUAGUAAAGGUGUUUGCAUCACCACAUAGAACACGAGUGGGCAAUUUUCAACGGAUGGCAGGUAUUGGAAACAGUACACAGAACAGUAACAGUACAUCGGCAAAUGUGCCCUUCUGCUGCUUGACAGGCAGAGCCCACAAAGGAUGGGGAAAUUAACCUAAACUUGUCAUACUUGUCAGGUAUAGUUUACUUUUAUAUCACUCAAAUAUCUAAUUAAUGGUGGCCAAUAUUGAGAGAUCCUGAUUUGUAAACCUGCACUUCUAUGAUUUAUGUGAAAAAGAUGUUAUUGUCGCUGUGUUUUUUCCCUCCAGUGGGUGUACAACAUCUUGGAGAAGAAAGCGGAGGCAGAGCGCAUGGUUUAUGAGGACCCAGACCAGGACGUCGGCUUUGUCCUGCUCCCAGAUUUCAAGUGGGACCAAAAGCAGGUGAGAUACCUUGUACAGUAUGUAUGAUCCUGUCCAUGUAAUCUUAUUCAUUGUGAUCUAAAAUGCUUCAACUUUGAGACAAUUUAUACAUAUGGUCACAGUGGACAAUGGAGAUGCCAUUCACAAUGAGGAAGGAUCUAAGCCUCCUAUUGAGCACAUGAUUUAUGGUUACUUUCACCCCCCCCUUCUCCUAGUUGGAUGACUUGCAUUUGAUUGCCAUCGUUCAUCGAAGGGACAUCAAAAGUUUGCGGGACCUGACAGCGCUGCAUCUGCCAUUGCUGACCAACAUCCGCAAGAAGGGAGAGGUGAGAAUGAUCCUAUAAUCAUACAUAUUUUCUUAUUUAAAUUUGCUUGUUGAGCGUAUUGCGAUUGUUAGAGGGAUGGGACUUACUUUGCCUAGGAAUACUGACUGUUUAUUUAGCAACCUUCUUGUCAUCAAACCAUUUCCUUUCCUAUCAAAUACAUUCCAGGGUGAAGUUUCCCCUAGGUACAGAUUCAUGAUCAGCUUCCCCUCUCCCAAUCCUAACCUUAACCAUUAGUGGGGCAAAACUCACCCAAGAUCAGUGUCUAGGACAGGGGAACUCAACUCUUACCCUACGUGGUCUGGAGCCUGCUGGUUUUAUGUUCUACCUGAUAAUUAAUUGCACACACCUGGUGUCCCCGGUCUAAAUCAGUCCUUUAUUAGAGGGGAACAAUGAAAAACUGUAGUUGAACUGGCUUCGAGGUCCAGAGUUGAGUUUGAGGGGUCUAGGGGCAACUUCACGUUACUCUGUCAAAUAGUUGUGCUUGUUUUUCAUGGUGCUUUCCCCUAUCACAGGAGAGCAUUCUGAAGCGGUACGGUGUGGCAGUCAGUAAGCUGAGGGUGUACCUCCACUACCAGCCUUCCUACUACCACUUCCACAUCCACUUCACCGCCCUGAGCUACGAGGCCCCGGGCUGCGGGGUGGAGCAUGCCCACCUGCUUUCGGACGUCAUCCAGAACCUCCAGGCGGACUCCCAGUACUACCACAGUCGCUCCCUCUCCUUCCCCCUGCGGGCUGACCAAGGCCUGCUCAGCAAGUUCAAGGAUGCCGGCAAGCUGUAGUGUCUAGAUGUCCAAACACAACAACAUGUUGCACUACUACGGUAGGACCUCAGAGGGAUGAACACAUUGGGAAUGGUGGUUGUUUGGAACUCUGGCCUUUUUCUCAAUUGUAUUUUCUAAAAUCCUGUGUCCUCUCUCCUCCGUCCUCUCUCGCCUCCUUUUGAAAAAGGUCA